Pecten maximus is the source of this 3169-nucleotide messenger RNA. RefSeq names its product protocadherin Fat 4-like. The record is from RefSeq and is a predicted model, not a curated record. Gene Ontology annotation, molecular function: calcium ion binding. Gene Ontology annotation, biological process: homophilic cell-cell adhesion. Lineage: Eukaryota; Metazoa; Mollusca; Bivalvia; Pectinida; Pectinidae. Gene Ontology annotation, cellular component: plasma membrane. The transcript is spliced from 9 exons. Bases 53 to 3169 code for a protein of 1038 amino acids.
UGUGUGCACCACUCUAGCUUAUUAUAAAAUAUAUUCCUACGCGAAAAAUUCGAUGUUUACAAACGAUGCUUUUGUUGGUAAGGUUAUAAAACCACCCUUCACCGGAAAUGUAAAUAUAUUGUGUUACAGUGCAGUAUCAAGGGGUUACACAGCGACCGUGCCACUGACUGUCCAUAUUGUGGAUGUAAACGACAACACACCCAGAUUUAGUCCAGAGGUGUACAUGAACGUCAUCCCAGAAAACUCACCCGCAGGAACAUCCGUUAGAACACUGACUUGUCGGGAUGAUGAUAGUGGAGCUAACGGACUCUGCACUCUAAGGAUCCAGACAGGAGAUGACGUCACACACAAAUUUGCCAUUUCCGGUAAAACGUUGGUAACUACUGGUACAGCGAUCGAUUACGAGGCUUUGCCGUCGCGAGACCGCACAUAUUCGCUGGUCGUUGUUGGCGUAGAUUCACCAUCACCAUCCGGGUACUCUGUAAAUGAAGAUAUCCCCGUAGGGACAACUAUUGCUACAGUCCUAGCUACCGAUGCCGAUGACGGAGAAGACGGGACUCUCAAGUAUUCCAUAAUAGCUCGCGCCUCUACAGUGAUUUCUAACUUUGGGUGCAGAGACAGCGACUCUGGAACGUCGUUCACGUAUACCAUGACACAAAAUCCCGGUAAUAAGUUCAUAAUCUCUAAUGCUGGGGCUUUAGCAGGUCUAGUUCUAAAUGACAGUCUGGAUUACGAGACCGCUCCAUACUACAACCUAGAGGUAACAGUUACAGACAAUGGCUACCCUGCUCGUUCCUCGACUAUAUCAAUAGAUGUCACGGUUCUAAACGUAAACGAAGAUCAACCCGUCUUUACUAAUACAGGUACCUACAUGGUAUUUGCUAGCGAAGACACUUCUAUAGGGUCCACCCUUGUCACUGUCACCGCCACGGAUAAGGACGCUGGAGAUGCCAUAACGUAUGCCUUCGUGACGCCGUACCUUAGUUUCCAUAUUGACCACACAUUGGGAACUAUAUUGCUUGUCCACAGUUUAGACUACGAGACAGCCGAUAGCCAUGUACUGUUGGUAACGGCCUCUGAUGGAAUGCUCAGUACAACUGCUACUGUAACUCUUGAAGUGGGCGAUGUCAAUGAAGUUCCGAGCUUUACACAGACGACAUAUACGAUUAAUAUCAAUGAGAAUCAGCCACCAGGAACACAUGUGGGAAGAGUCUUUGCCACAGACCUAGACGCCGGCGCCAGUGGAAGGAUAACCUACACUAUAUCAGAUGGAGACGGGGCAUCCUUUUUCACUGUUGAUUCUUUUUCCGGCAUGAUUUCGCCAUCCGCCGUCAUUGAUUACGAAGUCAACACAUUUUUCUUUCUCAUAGUACAAGCGUCUGAUGCGGCCCUGCCUUCUUUAACAGCUCAGUGUUUGGUUAACGUUAGGAUCAGGGAUGAUAACGACAACGCCCCGGUGUUCAUACCACACACAUAUGCUGUUCUCGUCUCUGAAGAAGCAGCUGUUGGCACAACAGUCACCACCAUCAGCGCUACAGACAUCGACUCCGUUGCUGACAACAACAACGUAUUCGAGUUCAGCACCAUUUCUACAGUUCCGUUUACCAUCCACUCAACAUCUGGAGUGAUUAGAACGAACGCACUGCUAGACAGGGAACUCCUACCUAUCUACAAUAUGGUGAUUCUUGCAACGGAUAAAGGCGCCAUCCCUCUUACCGGGACCUCUACCAUUACCAUUUCCCUGAUAGACGUAAACGACAACGACCCCAGUAUAUCUGGUACUUAUGACAGCACGGUAGACGAGGACACCGCCGUCAACACAGUCGUCUUCACAAUCAUUGCCACUGAUUUGGACUAUGGAAGAAAUAGUCAGUUAUCUUACUCAAUUGUCUCCGGAAACACUGACGCUUGCUUCAAGAUUGAAUCCAGAACUGGAAUCAUUCAAACCGUAAACACGCUGGAUAGGGAAUUGCAGUCAUUUUAUAAAAUGGAGGUGCACGUUACGGACGAUGGGAUUCCACCCAGGAAUGCGAGCGUUACUUGUACAGUGACUAUCAGAGAUGUGAAUGACAACGCCCCACAUUGGAUUACACAGUUUUUUGUGCUUAGCAUUGAGGAAAACGUCGCGAUAGGUUCCAGUGUAGGAUUCGUUAAGGCUACAGAUGCAGAUAUAGGUAUGAAUUCAGCAUUAACCUAUGAAAUCGUUAACUAUUGGGUCGGAGGUUCCAAUCAAUUUGUGAUUGAUAGUUCAUCUGGUUUAAUUUCUUCAACCGAAGCCCUCAACAGAGAAAUCAUCGAUACUUAUGUACUUUGGUGCAGAGUUUAUGAUGGUGGUUCGCCAAUGCUUUUGGCCGAUUCCAAUGUAACGAUAACGGUUUCAGAUCUUAAUGACAACAACCCAGUGUUUGAAAUGAGACAUUAUUCCGGAAACAUCAGGGAAAGUUCUCAGGUCGGUACCGCAGUUCUAAGAGUAUCAGCAAAUGAUGCAGAUACAGGAGUAAACGCAUUGUUGUCAUACUCCCUGUAUAAAUCCGCACGCGCUGCCAAGUACUUUAACAUUAACGCGACAACUGGAAUAAUUCAUGUGAAAGCUUUGAUUGAUCGCGAAAAAGAUCCAUUCUUUUCUUUCAAAGUGUUUGUAACCGACUCUGGAGCACCGCCCAGGACUGGAACCACGAAAGUGUCAAUUACAGUCCAAGAUGUCAAUGACAAUCGUCCUGAAUUCAAGCAAGAAUUUUAUAAUACAGAGGUCCCGCAUAGUGAUACUUGUUCAUCUGUACUUACGACAAUCACCGCUACUGAUGUCGAUGAAGGACCAAAUGCACUAGUUUCUUACUAUUUUGAUAAAUAUAGCGAAGAUUUCAACUUGGAUGCAGUCACUGGCAAAAUAAGUGCCUCCCGGAAGCUAACAUCAGGAAAGAAAUAUAUCGAGUUUGUUUUUGCUCGUGACAAUGGUAACCCAGAGCUGAAAACAAGAUCUAAGGCAACAGUCCGUAUCGACGCCUACAAACCGUCUGAUGUUGUUCUUUUAUUUCACCUGGGUGUUAACAAAAGCUACUUUGAGUCUGUUGAGAGGGCGUUCCUCUCUCUGCUAACCGGUGUGUACCGUGUGUCCUACCCUACAGCAGUGGCCAGGCGGUGGUGUCUAAUUGAAACAUCAGAAAGGUAA